Messenger RNA from Harmonia axyridis, 2505 nucleotides. RefSeq names its product tripartite motif-containing protein 2-like. The transcript has 10 exons. Gene Ontology annotation, biological process: proteasome-mediated ubiquitin-dependent protein catabolic process; protein polyubiquitination; negative regulation of translation. The coding region runs from base 357 to 2414 and encodes 685 amino acids. The record is from RefSeq and is a predicted model, not a curated record. Gene Ontology annotation, molecular function: zinc ion binding; ubiquitin protein ligase activity; protein binding. NCBI's taxonomy places the organism in Eukaryota, Metazoa, Arthropoda, Insecta, Coleoptera, Coccinellidae.
GUUGUGUGUUGUGUUGUGUCGUGUCAAAAAAGAAAGAAAUAAGGUGAUGAACUCGUGAAAUGAUCUGUGAGAAAAUAAUAUGGAAUUCUCGAUAGAAUUUUUUUCAGAAAACUAUAGAGGAAAGAUUUUUCAUUAGAAAUUGUCGAUUUCUGAUUUCACCGUACCGUUUGAUCAGAAACCAUUGUUUAUAUUCGAAGUGCUUAUGGGUUGACGUUUCUUUGGUAUCGAAUAUGGAUUCGCUGAGAAGAGUUAUUCAAUUUGAAUGGAAUGUGCCAACAUAAUCUGAUUGAACCAGCAAUGCAUGCAUUUGAUGAAUCUAAAAAAAUUAACCAAAUAGAACCAGACUUGGGGAAAGGAUGACCGGAAUGAAUUCGACCCUAGUUGAAACUGUCAGCAUAAACUAUGAAGAUUUUAAUGAGAGUUUUUUAACAUGUGGUACUUGUUUAUGUGUUUAUGAUGGAGGAGAACAUACUCCAAAACUCUUACAAUGUUCUCACACUGUUUGUCUUCACUGUCUAACUAGAAUAGCUGCCUCUCAAACUAGAGACACAGGAUCAUUCAGAUGCCCGAUAUGCCGAGAACUGAUAACUAUACCAAGAGGAGGGGUAGCUGCCCUACCGCCCUCUUUCUUGGUCAAUCAGUUACUGGAUCUCAUGUCUAGGCAGCGAAGGGAAGUUAUACCAAAGUGUUCGGUCCACAUAAACCAGGAAUUGCUAUUUUGUGAAACAUGUGACACAGUCUUCUGCACAAUAUGCACCAAAGGUUCUCAUAAUGAAUCUGCCGAUUCAUGUGAGCACACUGUCAUCCCAUUUUCUAUUGCCAUAAAGAGAAUGUCAGAAAUUUUAUUGUACAAAGCAAACGAGUGUAUAUCUAAGUUAAACAAAGCACAAGAAAAAGUAAGGAGUGAGUUGCAAAGGUUGGAUUCCGCACGAGAGGCAAACUUAGAACAAAUUAGUAUUAUAUUUCAACAGAUUCAAGCACUAGUCGACAAACGUAAGCAGGAAAUGAUUGAAAAUGUUAAUUCCAUUUGUACAGAAAAACGCAAAAUCCUGGAAGAGCAGCACACUCUGAUUGAAUCAGAAAAAAAUAAGGUAGAAGGGGAAUGCCAGGGUUUACAAUACCAAGUGGAAGUAAGGAAUAUCACACAACGAAUUGAGAGUCUAUCAGAGAAACUCGAUGUUGCCAUAACCUUGAAUGAUCCAAGGGAAAACGCAUUUCUUACCUGUGAUUUUAAGCAUAACGACACUAUCAAAACAAUUUCACAACAACUCAAUAACUUGGGACGGGUGAGAACAAGCACAACAUUCCCCAGUUUAUGUACAGCAGAAAUAGAAGCAGAAAAUGUAACUGUAGGAAUUGAGUCAAACAUAUUAUUGACGACCAUGGAUUACCAUGGAAACUCUAGAAAUUUUGGUGGAGAUCCUGUAGAAGCAAAAUUGUCGUCAGAACCACCUGAUGGUUCUGAGCCCACAACCCUAGAAGUAAUCGACUGUGAUAAUGGUACUUACAGAAUAAAAUUCAGAGUAGUAAAAGCUGGCAGUUACUGUGUAAAAAUUACAAUAUUUGAUCGUCCAAUUAAGGAAUAUCCAAUUUCCUUUGAAGUAACUGAACACAAUAAUCCUGUUACAAUGUUUGGUACGAAAGGAAGUGGAAAAGAAGAAUUUAUGCAGCCUGUAGCAGUGUCUGUAGAUGAAAGCGAAAAUAUCAUAUAUGUUCUAGAUACUGGAAAUUCUAGAAUAAAAGUUUUGGAUAAAAACUUUUCAUUCGUAAAACAUAUAACGAAUGAAGGUCUUUUUGGCCGGAGUUGUACAGGAAUUUCCUUGUCCAAUAAUGGUCUUGUAGUUAUAAAUUGGAGAACAAAAUUCAUCACCGAAAUGACAGUAGAUGGAAAUACGAUUCGAACAUUUACUCAUGGAAGUUUCUUAGAGCCCAUCGAUAUUGCUGUAGACAAAUCAUAUGGACACAUUUUAGUUGCUGAUAAUGGUACAAGCUGUAUUUUCGUUUUUGACGAGGAAGGAAAAUUUCUGUUUCAGAUAGGAGGCAAAGAAGUCUUUCAGUCAAUAUCAUCUGUAGCAAUUGGCCCGAAUGGUGAAAUUGUCGUUGCAGACUCGGAAAUAAAAGUAUUUUCUGCAAAAGGUGAUUUUCUGAAAGUAGUUGCAGACGGUGGAAAAGCUAAAGGUCGUUAUGGCAGUAUAUCUGUGGACUCGGAAAAUAGAAUAUUGGCCAGUAGAACUGACCACAAAGGAAAAAGUUACUUACAAAUCUUAUCGAUAAUUGAUGAGAAUCUAAACAGUUGUAUUGAUUCCCAAAAUAGUAAACUCAAGAGACCCAGUGGAGUAGCGGUCACUAAUGAUAAUCAUGUCAUUGUUGUUGACUUGGGAAAUAAUUGUAUAAAAAAAUAUCGCUACUGGUAGUAAUUCUCGUAUUGUAUUAUCAGCUACUGCUUUGAGUGUAUAUAUUGCUAAAACCUUAAAUUAUUGUCAUCAGUAAAUAAUACUAAUCUUU